Messenger RNA from Cucurbita moschata (crookneck pumpkin), 3249 nucleotides. Its product is annotated as receptor protein-tyrosine kinase CEPR1. Gene Ontology annotation, biological process: protein phosphorylation. Gene Ontology annotation, molecular function: protein kinase activity; receptor serine/threonine kinase binding; ATP binding. The coding region runs from base 231 to 3083 and encodes 950 amino acids. NCBI's taxonomy places the organism in Eukaryota, Viridiplantae, Streptophyta, Magnoliopsida, Cucurbitales, Cucurbitaceae. The record is from RefSeq and is a predicted model, not a curated record. The transcript has 2 exons.
GAUUAAGAUUAUUCGUUGAAACAUUAGUUAGUGGAAUGGCGUAUAAAAUUUAAAGCUUCUUUAUGCAAAACCAAACCCAAACCCCCAAAACAUUUAACACAUAUUCCUUCUUAUGAUUGCUUCUUGCAUCCAUACCCAUUUCUGUUCCUCUGUUCUUCGACUCUGUCUCUGCAACCUCACCGGAAAACCCACUUCAAAUCCCGUUUAAUUGGAGACAGAGAGACAGAGAUAUGGUCGGUCGGUUGUUGUUCUUCUUCUUUCUUGUCUUUUUGAUUUCUCCGGCGGUCGGGAAUGAUCAGUCGGGGUUUUUCUCUCUGAUGAAACAGACGGUGGUUGGGAAUUCUCUGCCGUCUGAUUGGGAUGGGAAAUCGUUCUGUAACUUCACCGGCGUGAGCUGUAAUGAAAUGGGGUUUGUGGUGGGGAUUGAUCUUUCAGGUCGGGUGGUUUCCGGGAGGUUUCCGGCGGAUGUUUGUUCUUAUUUGCCGGAAUUGAGAGUGCUCCGUCUUGGCCGGAGUGGGUUUCGUGGGACUUUUCCACAUGGGAUAAUGAAUUGCUCUGUUUUAGAAGAACUGGACAUGACUUUUCUGUAUCUAACAGGGACGCUACCGGAUUUCUCGCCGUUGAAAAAUUUAAGGAUUCUCGACUUGUCGUACAACAAUUUCACCGGCGACUUUCCGUUGUCGGUUUUCAAUUUGACAAAUCUCGAGAGGCUGAAUUUCAAUGAAGAUAGUAAUUUCAACACGUGGCAGUUGCCGGAGAGUAUCUCCGGCUUGACGAAGCUGAAAUCAAUGGUGUUGACGACAUGUAUGCUGGAAGGUCGGAUUCCGGCGACGAUUGGGAACAUGACAUCGCUCGUUGACCUCGAAUUAAGCGGCAAUUUCCUCGCCGGAAAAAUCCCGAGAGAAAUCGGAAAUCUGAAGAAUUUGAGAGACUUGGAGCUUUAUUACAACUUUUUAAUCGGCGAAAUUCCAGAGGAGCUUGGGAAUUUGACAGAACUCGUGGACUUGGACAUGUCGGUCAACAAGUUGACUGGGAAGCUUCCAGAGUCGAUUUGUCGUCUUCCUAAGCUGGAAGUUCUUCAGCUUUACAACAACAGCUUAACAGGGGAGAUUCCAAUUUCAAUUUCGAAUUCAACGACACUCACUAUGUUAUCCCUUUACGACAACUACAUGACAGGACAAGUUCCAAGUAAUUUGGGUCAAUUCUCGCCGAUGGUCGUUCUCGACUUGUCGGAAAAUGAUUUCUCCGGUCGGUUACCGACAGAUGUCUGUGGAGAAGGUAAAUUAAUGUAUUUUCUCGUGUUGCAAAACAAAUUCUCCGGUGAAAUCCCGCCGUCGUACGGUAAAUGCCAGUCACUUUUACGGUUUCGUGUCAGUUCCAAUUUAUUAACCGGUUCGGUGCCGGAGGGGCUUCUGGGUCUUCCUCAUGUUUCGAUUAUUGAUUUCGGUAACAAUAAUUUAACCGGCGAGAUUCCGAAUUCUUUUGUGAAAGCUAGAAAUCUCUCCGAGUUGUUCAUGCAGAGUAAUAAAAUUUCCGGCGUGUUGCCGCCGGAAAUUUCUGAAGCGACCAAUUUGGUUAAGAUUGAUCUCAGCUACAAUCUCUUGUCGGGCCCGAUUUCUUCCGAAAUUGGGAAUCUCCGGCGGCUUAAUUUGUUGCUUUUACAAGGAAAUCAGCUGAAUUCUUCAAUACCCACUUCACUUUCUCAGCUGAAAUCUCUGAAUGUUCUUGAUUUAUCCGACAAUCAUUUGACCGGAAACAUCCCGGAAAGCCUCUGCGAGUUGCUGCCGAAUUCAAUCAAUUUCUCAAACAAUCAACUCACCGGUCCGAUUCCUCUGUCUCUGAUCAAAGGCGGGCUCGCCGAAAGCUUCUCCGGCAACCCAGGACUCUGCGUUUCGGUUUAUUUAGAUUCCUCCGAUCACAAAUUCCCAAUUUGUCCACAAAACUACAACAAAAAGCGGCUGAAUUCCAUCUGGGCAAUCGGAAUAUCGGCGUUUAUAAUCUUCAUCGGCGCUGCUCUGUAUCUACGACGGCGAUUCAGCAGAGAAAAAUCAGUAAUGGAACAGGACGAAACACUGUCGUCAUCGUUUUUCUCAUACGACGUCAAAAGCUUCCACCGAAUUAGCUUCGACCCACGAGAGGUAAUCGAAUCAAUGGUCGAUAAGAACAUCGUCGGCCAUGGCGGCUCCGGCACGGUGUACAAAAUCGAAUUAAACAGCGGCGAAAUCGUCGCCGUUAAACGGCUGUGGAGUCGGAAGGGGAAGGAUACGACGUCGGAUCAAGAUCAAUUGUAUUUGGAUAAGGAAUUAAAAACAGAGGUGGAGACCUUGGGGAGUAUACGGCAUAAAAAUAUAGUUAAAUUAUAUUGCUAUUUCUCCAGCUUGGAUUGCAGCCUUUUGGUUUAUGAGUACAUGCCAAAUGGCAACCUAUGGGACGCCCUCCAUAAGGGUUGGGUUCAUUUGGAGUGGCCAACGCGGCACCAAAUUGCGCUUGGCAUAGCGCAGGGCUUGGCUUAUCUUCACCAUGACUUGUUGCCUUCUAUUAUCCACAGGGACAUUAAGACCACUAAUAUCUUACUCGACGUCAAUUAUCACCCAAAAGUUGCAGAUUUCGGCAUCGCUAAGGUUUUGCAAGCUCGAGCCGGAAAGGAUUCCACUACCACCGUCAUCGCCGGAACCUAUGGCUAUCUUGCCCCAGAGUACGCGUAUUCGUCAAAAACGACAACGAAGUGCGAUGUAUAUAGCUUUGGGAUUGUGUUAAUGGAGCUGAUAACUGGGAAGAAGCCGGUGGAGGCGGAGUUUGGAGAGAAUAAGAAUAUUAUAUACUGGGUGUCGAAUAAAGUAGACACGAAAGAAGGAGCUAUGGAAGUUUUAGACAAGAGAGUUUCUGCGUCGUUUAAAGAUGAAAUGAUUCAAGUUUUGAGGAUUGCAAUUCGUUGCACGUAUAAGAAUCCUGCCCUUCGACCUACCAUGAAGGAAGUGGCUCAGUUGUUGAUUGAAGCCGACCCUUGCAAAUUCGAUUCUCAAAAUAACAAAUGCUCGAAACACGCCACCGCCAAAAUCAAGAACAACCCAUUUGAGCUAUGACUUUGAACCAUCAAAAGUUGUAUCUAUCCAAUCAAGAACAACCCUAAUCUUCAGGUCAACGGGUGUAGCAUCUUCAUAUACAUACAUAUAUCUCUCUUGUAAAUAUUCUCUUUUAUAUUUCUUGGCAUCACUUUUCUCGAGCUUAUUUGAUAUGAUUAUUAGUGUU